GAAGAAAUAAUUAAUUGAAAAGAAAAAGUAUUUGUCGCGAGGAAAAAGCGUUUAAAUAAUUUUUAUUCGAUAUUUCGUUUUGCUUAAAAAGAACCCUUUUUGGAUGGGCGUAGUUAUGAAAGUAAAAUUGUUUCAACCGUUCGCAAGAAAUACUCUUAAGAAGGUGCCGUUAAAAUUGAAAAAAUUGCAAAUAUAUUUUAUGUUUAAAAAUUUAUCUAAACGAAAAACUUUAUUAAAAAGCAACAAUAAACAAUUGACACUAGUUGCGUUAUUGUCAUCGUCAUCUGCAACUUCAUUGGCAAUAGACGCUGUAUCCGAUAUUGAAAUUGAAUAUUUUAAAUUUGUGAGAGUUUAGUGCAGUUUAUUAAAGAGGAGCUUAUUAAACGGGAAUCAAAAACUGCGCUGGUCGUAUUACAUAAGCAAUUUAACUUCGAAAUAAAGUAUUUAUUGCCUUAUAUAGCUUAGAGAUCUCUUUGGUCUUAUUUGAGUUCGUUGAAGCCUUCAGAAUGGUGGGUAUAACGGUGGAACCAAAAGGUGGCCAAGCGUGGACAUCAAAUAAUCCCAUGAUUAAAUACAUGUUGAAACAACGUGAACAUCAUGCUGGCAAUCAAAAGCAAGACUAUUCACAUGUAUUUCGUAAGCGUACAAGAUUUGAGAUGUUUCGCUUGGCAGCCAUAGCGAUGGCCAUAGAAUUUGCUUACGCAGCCGAGACCUCAUUUGUGUCCCCGAUAUUGCUGCAGAUCGGCAUCGAUCACAAACAUAUGACCAUGGCUUGGGGAUUGUCACCUUUGAUUGGUUUCUUUGUCUCGCCUCUAUUAGGCUCCAUAAGUGAUCGUUGUCAUUUAAAAUGGGGCCGACGGAGACCAAUCAUUAGCUUACUCUCAUUUGGCAUAUUGUUGGGUCUGAUUCUGGUGCCUUUCGGUAAAGAUUUGGGAGUUUUGCUGGGCGAUGACAGUUUUAAUGUCACUACGACGCUAAUACAAAGCAAUUUUUCGGCCCAAGAAGUUAGUGCUGCAGCUUUGAAUAGCUCUUCAGACGGCCUGGGUACAUUCUCUAGUCAUAAAUUUGCUGUAGCCCUCACCAUACUAGGAAUGGUUUUGCUAGAUUUCGAUGCUGAUACCUGUCAAACGCCCGCACGCACGUACCUUUUAGAUAUGUGCGUACCCGAGGAUCAAUCGAAAGCUUUAACAAUGUUUACUUUAUUUGCCGGAGUAGGCGGAACUAUUGGCUAUGCGAUCGGUGGAGUUGAUUGGGAAACCACACAGAUUGGUUCUUUUCUGGGUGGUAAUGUGCAGACAGUAUUCGGUUUGGUCACUAUUAUAUUUAUUGUAUGCUACUUGAUAACGGUGACCACAUUCCGUGAGAUUCCUCUAGAACUGAUCGAACGUGAUGAAUUGCUGAGACCUCUUUCCGAUGCAGCGAUUAAAAAGGAAAUAUUAAAAAAUAAAUCUGGAGUCUAUUACAUAAAAGAGACAAGUUCUCUAGAGUUGCAUUCAUCCGAUGAUUAUCAAAAAUACACCAACACGUAUAUGCAAAGUUAUCAAAAUGGUCAUGCGGCAGGUUUGCCGGAAAAAAAAGAUUUGGAAUUAUUGAGCGGUGACGUAUGCGAUAAGCCUGUCUCAUUAGGUCAAUAUUUGAAAAGUAUUUUUAUAAUGCCGCACUCCAUGAAAAUCUUAGCCUUAACGAAUUUAUUCUGUUGGAUGGGUCAUGUCGCUUAUUGCUUGUAUUUUACCGAUUUUGUGGGUGAAGCUGUUUUCAAUGGAGAUCCCACGGCUGAACCUGAAUCCGAAAGUUUUAAACUGUACGAAGCUGGUGUACGUUUCGGUUGUUGGGGUUUAUCAAUUUACGCUUUAUCCUGUUCCUUGUAUUCAGUAUCAGUUACAAAACUAAUGGCUUGGAUAGGAACGAAAGCAGUUUAUAUUAUCGGUAUACUUUACUAUGGUGUGGGUAUGUUGAUCUUAGGUAUUUGGCCCACAAAAUGGGGUGUUUUAGUUUUCAGCACUUCAGCUGGUAUCCUUUAUGGUACUCUCUUUACUAUGCCAUACAUAUUAGUAGCUAAUUAUCAUGCGAAAAAUUGCUUUCGAAUUCAUAAUGGCGAGACUGUACCUUUGAAGCAAGUUCGUGGUCUAGGUACAGAUGUGGCUAUCAUUAGUAGCAUGGUUUUCAUAGCUCAACUUAUUGUGUCGUUGUGUAUGGGUCCGAUUAUUUCAUGGAUGCAAACAACUUGUGCCAUUUUAUAUGCUUCAGCAUUUUUAGCUUUCAUUGCUGCUGUUUCGGCUAUGUUCGUUUUAUAUGUUUAAUAUUUAAGAGAAGAUAGAUAUAACGAGAAUAAUGCGUAACUCUAACGCUUCAUAGACUCAAUCAAUUUUAGAUUUUAAAUAUUUUUUUUUUUUUUUAAAUUUAAGAAUAAAUAAGUUUAAUAUUAA
Messenger RNA from Glossina fuscipes, 2426 nucleotides. RefSeq names its product proton-associated sugar transporter A (gene Slc45-1). The record is from RefSeq and is a predicted model, not a curated record. Gene Ontology annotation, biological process: transmembrane transport. NCBI's taxonomy places the organism in Eukaryota, Metazoa, Arthropoda, Insecta, Diptera, Glossinidae. Gene Ontology annotation, molecular function: sucrose:proton symporter activity. The transcript is spliced from 7 exons. Gene Ontology annotation, cellular component: membrane. Bases 507 to 2300 code for a protein of 597 amino acids.